CUUACCUUUUUAUGAAUCUUUCUAUCUAUUUCUGUCAACGUCAGUCCUUCUGUUUCAUAUAUUUCUCUGAUAUAUAUAUAAUCCCCCCUUCUUUAUUCUUAUCCUUCUCAUCAUCAUCCAUAUGCCUCUUUUUCUAAUAUAUAUAAACCCAUUUCUCUCCAUAUCUUGCAACCUUCCUUUAUUUCUUUUUCUUGAAAAAAAGAAAAAAGAAAAUAGAAACUUUUUGUUGGUUUCUCUUUGUUUUCUUCUUAAUUUCUUGAUCAUGGACUCUAACCAACAGCAAGUGCAGCAACAACAACACCACCAACUAGCAAAUGAGGAGAAUAGCGGCGUUGGAUCAGCUAAAGGAAGCUUUCUUUGCAGGCAAAGUAGUACAAGAUGGACUCCAACAACUGACCAGAUAAGAAUACUGAAGGAUCUUUAUUAUAACAGUGGAGUUAGGUCUCCAAAUGCAGAUCAGAUUCAAAGAAUCUCUGCUAGGCUUAGACAGUACGGUAAAAUUGAAGGAAAGAAUGUCUUUUAUUGGUUUCAGAACCAUAAAGCUCGUGAGAGGCAAAAGAAACGUUUCACAACUGAUGUUCCCAUGCAACAACAACAACAGCAACAGCAACAGCAACAGCAAAGAACUGCUUCUGCUACUGUUAAACCUGAUCAAGAUCUUUCUUUCUACAACAAAUACCCUAGUUUUACUUCUCCUGGGUUUUCUUCUUCUGCAUCUCCAUCUUCAAAUUCUGGGUUUACUGUUGGACAGAUGGGAAAUUAUGGGUGGUAAACAAUGGAAAAGAGUUUUAGGGAGUGUUCAAUAUCAGCUGGUGGAUCCAUGAGCUCUAACUAUGGAUGGGUUGGGAUUAAUGAAAAUCCUUAUAGCAGUGGAUCAUCUAGUUACUCAUAUUUUGACAAGCAAAAAUCAAGUUAUAUGGAAACCCUAUUUGAACAACAUGAUGAAGAACAAGAAGAAGAACAAGAAGCAGAAAUUGAAACUCUCCCUCUCUUCCCUACACAAAGAGAAAACAUAAAGCACAACCCUCUUUCUUACUCUCAGUAUCACAAUUGGUAUGGUUCUGCUCAAGAAAGCAACAACAACACUUUCCGUACUACUUCAUUAGAGCUUAGCCUCAACUCGUACACUGCUAAUGGGCAGGGACCAGAUUCUAUCUAGUUAAUAAUAAUCUAAUAUAUUUAUAUUAUGUAUGUAAUUCUUCACUUAAAUCAUAUUUAGGUCCUACUAAUUAAUUAAUUAAUUAUAUAUGGGUCUAUUUUCUUUUAUGUGCUUAAUUAAGCAAUCUAGUAUGUGAUUUUCUUUGCUUUGACAUGUGUCAGGCAAAGAACUUAAUUAAUUAGUAGUAAUUAUCUUCCCUAACCAUGUGUUUUUCAA
Jatropha curcas is the source of this 1375-nucleotide messenger RNA. RefSeq names its product protein WUSCHEL. Gene Ontology annotation, biological process: plant organ development. Gene Ontology annotation, molecular function: DNA binding; DNA-binding transcription factor activity. NCBI's taxonomy places the organism in Eukaryota, Viridiplantae, Streptophyta, Magnoliopsida, Malpighiales, Euphorbiaceae. The record is from RefSeq and is a predicted model, not a curated record.